Molecule: messenger RNA, 1690 nt
Organism: Verruconis gallopava
Lineage: Eukaryota; Fungi; Ascomycota; Dothideomycetes; Venturiales; Sympoventuriaceae
Exons: 4
Coding region: 1-1683 (560 amino acids)
Source: RefSeq, a predicted model, not a curated record
AUGCUUCGUCUUCAGCCGUCCGAGAUAACUCUUACGACAGAUGACGUCCAGAUACUGAAUGUCAUUCUUGACCAGCGACAACGCCAGCGACAACGCCAGCGACCCCUUGGUGGAGCUACUUUGCGGCGCGGUCCAGAGCGAUCUCGAGACGAGGCUGUCAUGGGACAAGCUGCUCAGUAUAUGGCACCUUAUUCCGCUGAGCAUUGUGUUGAGGAGGCAAAUGGUAUAGGCCUCUCACAGUCUAAUCAUAUCGGGAGACGAGUAGAUUUGAGAGCCCAGCCUUCGUCCACCAGUGCACUUCAACCGCAGAGCUCAGGGCCAUAUAUGACGUCUACAUCAUGGCAAGAUCGCAAUGGGGCUUUUAUUCCUCCUUCUCGUCACAGCUCACCGUUUGUGGGCGAAUUUCAGGUUGAUGGCCAAUAUGAAUCAUUGCAACCGGGAUCAUCGACUCAAAGUCAUACGGCCAGUGCUGUUGUCCCGAAAGGCCACACUUCGCUAGCUCGACAGCUAAUGCAAUCGCGCACGAGAAGUGCUCCAUAUAUCUCUGAAACCUUAUCUCCUCACUCUACACAUAGAAAUUAUCCACCUCAGCAACGUAGCGAAAGCAACAUACCGUUUGGGGGGUGCAGGGAAGAUAUUUCAUACCAAAAAGCGUGGAGUAUUGGCGAUGAGUGUGCAUCUGGCGAGCGGUAUAACAUUUUGAACAGCCCAUCCGCACUGCCAGCAAAUAUUCCCAAAGCCCUGAUAAAUAUGAAUGACACAAACGACCAAUUAACGAACAAUGAAUUGGGUCCAGCUUCAUCUGCUGCUGAGGCUGCCGCGGCAGACAUGCCUUCGCCUCUAGACACCAUCACCCAGCAAGCUGCGGCGGCGCAAACCCGCCUGGUUUCGAUUGCUCGUCAAAGUGCGACACAGCAAGCAUCGCCUGAGCGGCGAAGCGCAAAUCUUUUUCACGCGAAUGCUGCGAACGAGCACAUAGCCGUGAAUAUGAGCGUCGAUCACCCAACGUAUAGCAGGCUUUACGGAAGACCGCAGCAUUGGAUAUCGCCUCCGGCAUUACAACAUGGAACAGAAACUGAAAUGAUGCCUUCCGCGCCACCGAGUAGUCCCAGCACAUCUCCAAUCCUUAACAAUCACUUGAUUCGUAGAGCCGACCAAAGAGUGACCCAGCAUCGCGAGUUUAUUCCUCCGAUAAUUCAAGCUCGUCAUGCCUCACGCCAUUCUAUCCACUCAGCAUAUAGCUAUAGCAUUAUCUCCAAUAGACGCGUUCGACAUGCUAUCCCACUGCGAAAUUGGAGCCGUGGACAUUCCUCCAUACCACAAAAUAAUCUUUCAACAGUGCCUCCAAGGACUCGCUCUGCAAGCACGCAAGCAGUAGUUACGCCCCGCCUCGAAGGCUCAGAAAUGCAGACAACAACAACUCUACCGGUAACUCCACACAUCGCAGAUCCAACGAGACAAUGGACACCGACUCUAGGCCAAUACACACCAGGCACGGUGGUUCGAGCUAGCCAACGAAACCAAGAGAAUUCAGAAGAGGUCAAUAUGAGGCAAUUUCAGGCUGAUGUAUUGGCGCUGCAAGAACGUGAGGCCAGCCAACGAGAGAUGGAAUCUCGCAAUGGAGUAAUGGAUGACACCCCACCGAGAUCGCAAAGGGUCGAGCGUUACAUAAACAAUGGCUGAAUUCCCU